This is a messenger RNA of Podarcis lilfordi (Lilford's wall lizard), 13841 nucleotides long. The record is from the annotation of a GenBank genome assembly. Lineage: Eukaryota; Metazoa; Chordata; Lepidosauria; Squamata; Lacertidae.
AUGAACCGGGGCGCAAAAUUGCAAGCACGCAGCAAGUGCGCGCGGCGGUUGCGUGCGGCAGCGCAGCAAUCGCAAAACACGCGGCCGUGCACAAAAUUGCAAGCACGCAGCAGUGCGGAAAUGCAAGCAUGCAGCAAGCGCAUGUGGAGGUUGCGUGCAGUGGCGCAGCAAAUGCGCGCGGUGGUUGCAGCAGUCGCAAAACAUGCGACUGCACAAAAUUGCAAACAUGCAGCAGUGCGGAAAAUGCAAGCACGCAGCAAGUGCAUGUGGUCGGUGCGUGCGGCGGCGCAGCAAUUUCAAGCAUGCAGCGAAUUGCGUGCGGCAGCGCAGCAAUCGCAAAACGCGGCAGUGCACAAAUUUGCAAGCACGCAGCAGUGCGGAAAAUGCAAGCAUGCAGCAAAUGCAUGCGGCGGCGGAGCAGCAAUAGGAAAGCUUGCAGAGAAUGGGGCUCCGGGCGCGGCCAGCUGCGCAAAAGGACUACGACUCCCGCCAUGCACCGCGCCGGGCGGGGGAGGCGGGCCGGGCGGCGUCCCUAGCAACGGGAGAGGCAGCGGGCUCGAAUGGGCAGAGCAGGCGGGCCGGACCUGGCCUGGCCCGGGAGGAAGCGCCGCGAUGGGUCAGGAUUACUACGCCGUCCUGGAUCUCACCCGCAGCGCCAAGGAUGCGGACAUCAAGAAGGCGUGAGACCCGGGAGGGGUUGCGGGACACGGGUCCCUGCACGUGUGUGUGUGUGUUUGGGGUACAUGCGGGAUCCACGCGGGGGCGUUUGCGUGCACGUGUUUCCCUAUCUAUGCGCGCGAUGCACUUCUUAUUAUUGCCAGUGCGUUUUUGCCUUAAAAAAUGUUUGGGGUACCUGACAUUGCGCACCGCUUUUCCAGGGGAUGUUUGGCCCCAGAUUCCUGCCAGCCCCCUCUCCUUGCCUCUCCUCCCAGCUCUGGAAACAGAUCCGCUUGAGAUCAGUGGGCUGGAUCCUUACCUUCCCCUGUCCACCACAGGCCACGCACCUUGUCAAUCACCAUGACAUCAGGGUACCCAUUUCAUUGUUGUUGUUUAGUCGUUUAGUCGUGUCCGACUCUUCGUGACCCCUGGACCAGAGCACGCCAGGCACUCCUGUCUUCCACUGCCUCCCGCAGUUUGGUCAAACUCAUGCUGGUAGUUUCGAGAACACUGUCCAACCACCUCGUCCUCUGUCAUCCCCUUCUCCUUGUGCCCUCCAUCUUUCCCAACAUCAGGGUCUUUUCCAGGGAGUCUUCUCUUCUCAUGAGGUGGCCAAAGUAUUGGAGCCUCAGCUUCAGGAUCUGUCCUUCCAGUGAGCACUCAGGGCUGAUUUCCUUCAGAAUGGAUCGGUUUGAUCUUGUUGCAGUCCAUGGGACUCUCAAGAGUCUCCUCCAGCACCAUAAUUCAGAAGCAUCCAUUCUUCAGCGAUCAGCCUUCUUUAUGGUCCAGCUCUCACUUCCAUACAUCACUACUGGGAAAACCAUGGCUUUAACUAUACGGACCAUUUCAUAGCAUCAUAGAAUUUCCCCCCAUGCAGACCACAAACUGAUUGCCAGGACUUGCUAUGCGCUGCGCAUGGGAAACUCCUUUUGCCCCAGCAAAAACGGAUGUUUUGGGUCUAUUGGGUCUUUGCAGGAAGGCAUUUUCUGAUGCUGAUAAGAUGCUGGAGGUGCAAUGAUGGAGAUGUCUCAUUGAGGCAUGAUACAGGCAUUUUGUAGCGUUGCCAUAUUUCAAAAAGUAAAAACCAGGACACCCCAAAAGUUGUUGAGCUUUUCUUUUGUUUGCUUGUUUUAUUUUGUUGAGCUUUUCUUAGGAAAAGCUAAAAGUUGUUGAGCGAUUCUGCCUUUGAAAACCUGGACAUAUGGCAGCCCUAAUUUUCAGUGAUAUACAGUAAUCUUAGGGACAUGGAUGGUGCUUUGGGUUAAACCACAGAGCCUAGGAGUUGCCGAUCAGAAGGUCGGCGGUUUGAAUCCCCACGACGGGGUGAGCUCCUGUUGCUCAGUCCCUGCUCCUGCCAACCUAGCAGUUCGAAAGCACGUCAAAGUGCAAGUAGAUAAAUAGGUACCGCUCCGGCGGGAAGGUAAACGGCGUUCCGUGUGCUGCGCUGGCUCGCCAGAAGCGGCUUAGUCAUACUGGCCACAUGACCCGGAAGCUGUACGCCGGCUCCCUCAGCCUAUAGAGCGAGAUGAGCACUGCAACCCCAGAGUCGUCCGCGACUGGACCUAACUGUCAGGAGUCCCUUUACCUUUACAGUACAGUGGUACCUCGGGUUACAUACGCUUUAGGUUACAGACUCCGCAACCCAGAAAUAGUACCUCGGGUUAAGAACUUUGCUUCAGGAUGAGAACAGAAAUCGGGCUCUGGCGGCGCGGCAGCAGCAGGAGGCCCCAUUAGCUAAAGUGGUGCUUCAGGUUAAGAACAGUUUCAGGUUCAGUACAGACCUCCGGAACGAAUUAAGUACUUAACCCGAGGUACCACUGUAAUCUUCUUAUUAUUAUUAAUUAAAUUUGCAUAACACCAGUGCUUCCUUUCUUAAAAAAUGUUUAGAGGUCAUUCUCAAGAAAAGCACAAUUUUAUAGUUCAACUUGGGAAAAAUAAAUGCAGUAAGUGGACAAAAGUACAAAGAUUCACAAAAUAUUUAGGGGUAUGCAUCCCCCCCCAAAAAACAGUGAUUAUUACACUUCUUGCCACUCCCCUCCCCUUUCCUUGGAGGGUGCUGCGUGGCCAAGUGGGGAUUUUAACCUGGGUGCAGCCAGGGCGGACUUUGGUAGCAGCCCAGCCCAGGAAAGGCCGGCAUUUGAUGCCCCUCCCAAUGGAUCUUCUCAAUUAGGGAUCUCCUCCGUUUUGUGCCUACUCAAACCGAUCCAUUCUGAAGGAAACCAGCCCUGAGUGCUCACUGGAAGGACCGAUCCUGAAGCUGAGGCUCCAAUACUUUGGCCACCUCAUGAGAAGAGAAGACUCCCUGGAAAAGACCCUGAUGCUGGGAAAGAUGGAGUGCACAAGGAGAAGGGGACGACAGAGGACGAGAUGGCUGGACAGUGUUCUUGAAGCUACCAGCAUGAGUUUGACCAAACUGCGGGAGGCAGUGGAAGACAGGAGGGCCUGGCGUGCUCUGGUCCAAGGGGUCACAAAGAGUCGGGCACGACUAAACAACUAAACAACAACAACAGCAACAGCAAAAACUCAGCACCCUGCACAGGGGAAGCACCCCAAAAUCCAGCCCUGCUGGGUCUGUCUCUCUUUCUCUUUUUAAUACCUUUAUUGUCAAUAUACAACCUGUGUACAAUGAAAUUAACUGAGCCUCCCCACCAAAACACUCAGUCUCAUUGCACUCUGUGUGCUUGUCGCACAACACACCAACCCUGAAAGUCAGUUGCACUAUAUUAUUUUCCAUUCAGCAGCCUAAUAGCCCACGGAUAGAAGCUGUUUUUUAGCCUGUUGGUACAACUGAUUAUACGGUUAAACCACAGAGCCUAGGACUUGACGGGGUGAGCUCCCAUUGCUCGGUCCCUGCUCCUGCCAACCUAGCAGUUCGAAAGCACGUCAAAGUGCAAGUAGAUAAAUAGGUACCGCUCUGGUUCCCACCAGGCUCCCAAGGCUUGCGGAUAUCUGCCUGAAGCCUGGGGUGCGCUGCACUGUGCUCCCCGGGCUUCGGGCUGCAGGCUGCUAUCCGCAAGCCUUGGGAGCCCGGCGGGAGUUCGCUCUCCAGGCUUCAGCGAAAGCCUGUAUUCGCCCCAUAGGACGCACACACAUUUCCCCUUCAUUUUUGGAGGGGGAAAAGUGUGUCCUAUAGAGCGAAAAAUACGGUAUAUAUUUAGGGGAGCAUGCGAGACAGAGAGAGAGAGACUCCAGGUAGGGAUCUCCAGAUAAGCCUGGUAAUAUCCCACACCUGAAACCCUGGAGAGAUGCUUGCUGUCUGUGCCAGGCAUGGCCAAACUCUGCCCUCCAGAUGUUUUGGGACUACAACUCCCAUCACCCCUAGCUAACAGGACCAGUGAUCAGGGAUGAUGGGAACUGUAGUCCCAAAACACCUGGAGGGCCACGUUUGGCCAUGCCUGGCACUGUAGACAGUACUCAGCUCAGUGGGCCAGCAGUCUCAGUUGGUACAAGACCGCUUCCCCUGGUUCAGUGACCACAGCAGUCGCUCUGUGUUUGGUUUUUUUUGCAGCUAUCGGAAGCUGGCCUUGAAGUACCACCCCUAUAAGAACAAGGAGCCGUGGGCCAGAGAGAAGUUUAAGCAGCUUGCGGAAGCCUACGAUGUCCUGAGCGAUCGUGAGUAGGAGGGGAUUCGCUUCAUCUGUGUGUGCUGUGCUCUUUGGAAAGGCUUGCCUUAGUAUUUAAUGACACAUCUCUUUGGCUGUCGUUUAUUUUAUCAGAAAGCUUUUUAAUGUCUGGUGCUUUGUUGUGUCCUUUUAUAUUCUGUUGGAAGCUGCCCAGAGGGGAUGGGGAAAACCCAGUCAGAUGGGUGAGGUGCAAGGACAGUGGUACCUCGUUUACGAACUUAAUCCAUUCUGGAAGUCCGUUCUUAAACCAAAACCGUUCUUAAACUGAGCCGCGCUUUCCCUAAUGAGGCCUCCCGCCGCUGGUGCCCUUCCACCGUUCGGUUUCUGUUCGUAAACAGAGGUAAAGUUCGCAAACCAAGACACUACUUCCGGUUUUGCAGAGUUCGUAAACCGAAUAGUUCGUAAGCAGGGCUGUUCUUAAACUGAGGUACCACUGUAUUGCUUUAGUGUUAGUAUUAGUUCACUGUAGAUGGUGACAGCAGUCAUGAAAUUAAAAAACGCCUGCUUCUUGGGAGAAAAGCAAUGACAAACCUAGACAGCAUCUUAAAAAGCAGAGACAUCACCUUGCUAACAAAGGUCCGUAUAGUGAAAGCUAUGGCUUUCCCAGUAGUGAUGUAUGGAAGUGAGAGCUGGACCAUAAAGAAGGCUGAUCGCCGAAGAAUGGAUACUUUUGAAUUAUGGUGCUGGAGGAGACUCUUGAGAGUCCCAUGGACUGCAAAAAGAUCAAACUGAUCCAUUCUGAAGGAAAUCAGCCCUGAGUGCUCACUGGAAGGACAGAUCCUGAAGCUGAGGCUCCAAUACUUUGGCCACCUCAUGAGAAGAGAAGACUCCCUGGAGUUGGGAAAGAUGGAGGGCACAAGGAGAAGGGGAGGACAGGGGACGAGAUGGUUGGACAGUGUUCUCGAAGCUACCAGCAUGAGUUUGACCAAACUGCGGGAGGCAGUGGAAGACAGGAGUGCCUGGUGUGCUCUGGUCCAUGGGGGUCACGAAGAGUCGGACACGACUAAACAACUAAACAACAACAACAACAAAAUUAGUAUUAGUAUUAGUACCCUGCCCAUCUGACCAUAGCUGUCAACUUUUCCCUUUUCUUGCGAGGAAUCCUAUUCAGAAUAAGGGAAUUUCCCUUUAAAAAAGGGAAACGUUGACAGCUAUGCAUCUGACUGGGUUGCCCCAGCCACUCUGGGCAGCUUCCAAAAUUUAUUUAAAUAAUAAUAAAACAUUACAAUUUGGAAAAUGAAACAAAUUAAGUCCAGAGGCCUUUCUCCAGGUGCCCCCACCAGGUGAGUAUGAGGGGGACUCUGUGCUCUGGAGAAGCUCGCCUCUUACCUACUCGCCUCCCCCAGUGCUGGAAGAAAACUAAAUAAAAAUAAAAUUCUCCCUGGCUUUUAAAGUUUGGAAGCCUUUUAGGGUUUGGAUUUGGAAGGUUGACCUUGCAAAGAUAUGUUUGCCCUGCUUGGGAAUGUGCUGCUUCUCGUUAUCUGCUGCCUCGUUUUGCAUAGCGUUUUCAAUUCUUACGGUUUAUGUUGCAUUUUGACAACAAACAAUACCACACACACCCUGCCAAAACACACACACACAGACAGACAUUUCAAAGGCUGUAGAAUAUUAAUUGGCCAAUGGCUUGGUUGAAGAGGAACAUUUUUGCCUGGUGCCUAAAGCACUUAAUGCUUCGUCAACGCAGGAAGAGACACAUUUGCAUAGAUGCAAAUUUAGAAAUGAUAACUACAGUGUACAUAAUUGUUGGAGAUGCGGAGACCAAACAGGCUCACUGUACCAUAUAUGGUGGCAAUGUAGCAAAAUAGAGAAAUCUUGGGAGGAAAUCCACUUUGAACUAGAAAAAAUGUUAAGAAUCUCAUUUAUUAGGAAACCAGAGGCGUAUCUGUUGGGCAUUGCACACUCAGAUAUCCCUAAAAAAUUUAAAGAUCUUUUUUUGUAUGCAACAGUGGCAGCGAGAGUUCUUGUAGCUACAAGAUGGAAGAGCGACAUAAUUCCUUCUAGAUGAGAGUGGAUACAAAAAUGGACUGAAUAUGCUGAAUUAGAUAGUUUAUCUGAAAAAAUGAAAAAAUAAACCGAGAGUUGAAUUUGUAUCAGAAUGGGAGGCCUUCAGAACAUAUCUUAAACAAAAUUAUACCAUGUUAAAAUCUGUAGCAGCUUUUGCGUGAUCCCAGCAGUUUUUAUCAAUUGCUUAUAUAAAUAUAAACAUUUAUAAAUUGUGAAAAUAUUAACAUAAAAAUAGUAUUUUGAUAUGGUGGUAAAUUUAUGUAAAAGGAAUUAAGGAAUAAAUGGGAAGUAGGGUAGAAAAGAUAAUGAGAUUUUUUCACUUUUAUUGUAACAUGAAAUUGUAAUCACAAUUUUUUUGCCAUAAAUUUUAACUUAAUAACAGAUUGUGUAAAUUUCAUUUUCCUUUUCCCUCUCCUCUUAAGUUGUACCCCCUUUUCAGUAUUGUUCCACUUUUUUUUGUAUGUAAUAAGCAUGGAAAUAAAUAAAUAAGACAUCUCACCAUUGUGGGGAGGACUGUGACCAGGUGAGCUGUUUGCCUGCACAGUUUUCUGCCCAGCUGCAAAUUUUGAGGCCCCUUCUCCUUUUCCUUCUUGGGGUUCUUCACCUUUAAACUGGCUUGGACCUGGCAACCCUUUGACUAGAGGACUGCCCUCUGUAGAUCAGACCAUCAGGCAGUCGUCCACCUUCCGUGUCCCAUGCCAAAGAUAAUUUUCAGAGUUGGUUACAUUAUAGACAAUUACAUGAGUUGUACAAGGAAGAUAAUAAGAAAAGGUUUAGUUACACCACUUCAAGAUUUCAAAUGGAAGUGAGAGCUGGACCAUAAAGAAGGCUGAUGGCCGAAGAAUGGAUGCUUUUGAAUUAAAGUGCUGGAGGAGACUCUUGAGAGUCCCAUGGACUGCAAGAAGAUCAAACCGAUCCAUUCUGAAGGAAAUCAGCCCUGAGUGCUCACUGGAAGGACAGAUCCUGAAGCUGAGGCUCCAAUACUUUGGCCACCUCAUGAGAAGAGAAGACUCCUGGAAAAGACCCUGAUGUUGGGAAAGAUGGAGGGCACAAGGAGAAGGGGACGACAGAGGACGAGAUGGUGGGACAGUGUUCUCGAAGCUACCAGCAUGAGUCUGACCAAACUGCAGGAGGCAGUGGAAGACAGGAGUGCCUGGCGUGCUCUGGUCCAUGGGGUCACGAAGAGUCGGACACGACUAAACGACUAAACAACAACAAGAUUUCAAAAGGAAGUCACAGAAGAAGAAGUGAAGCUGCUGAAGAGAGCAUAUAGCAUCUUGCUAGAAUGGGAAACAAAAGAUGAGGAGGUAAAAUCGGUCAUGAUCAAAUGGGCACAAGAUAUAGGACAUAAUAUACAAUUUGAGGACUGGGAAAAACUGGAAAACAGAUUUAAAAUGUACAGACUGUUCCCUUCUGAAAGAAAACUAUAUGAAAAUGAUGUAUAGAUGGUAUAUAACACCAGUACAGAUAGCAAAAAUGUAUAAAACUGGCUCUAAUAUUUGUUGGAAAUGUAAAGAGAAAGAAGGGUCUUUUUAUCAUAUGUGGUGGGAAUGUAAAGAAUUUUUUUAAAAAAGGGAAAUGAUAUAUAAUGAAUAGAAGAAAAUGUUUAAAAUGACAUUUGCAAAAAAACCAGAAGCAUUUUUGUUAGGGAUUGUAGGACAAGGAAAAUAAGGAACUUAUUUAUGUAUGCUACAACAGCAGGAAGAGUCUUGAUAGCACAAGGAUGGAAGAAUGAGGAAACCCCGACAAAAGAACUGUGGCAAGAGGAAUUGAUGAACUACGCAGAACUGGCCAAAUUAACAUACAGAUUGCGAGACAAGGACUUUUGUGACUUCAGGGAAGAAUGGGAACUUUUUACAAAUUAUUUAAAAAGACAGCAAAAUGAACUGGACUCCUUGGCAGGUUUUGAAUAAACAUACACAAAUUUAUUGUUGAUAACAUGAAGGAUAUAUAUAACAUGCAAGGAUAUAUAUAAUUUUAUAAUAUGCAGAGAAAAUAUGUGUAAGCGAAAUCAGGGAGAGGAGCUGAGGGAAGUCCUUGGGGGGGGGGAAGGUGGGAUCAUGUAUGGUUUGAUAAUUUGUUAUGUGGAAAUUGAGCAAUAAAAAUAUUUUUUUAAAAACCCUCCCCUCCCCACCUGUUGUCUCCUUCUUCCUUAGCACUGAAGAAGGGCAUUUACGACAAAUUUGCCGAGGAAGGCCUCAAAGGAGGGAUCCCCUUGGAGUUUACGGUGGACACCCCCUGGACAGAAGGCUAUGUGUUCCACGGAAACCCCGAGAAGGUCUUCCGGGACUUCUUUGGAGGAGACAACCCCUUUGCCGGUAGGCCCAAGCGCCGCGUUUUGUCAAGAUACUCCGCUCAUCUCAGAUCUCCCCUUUUUUCGGGCAUUUUCCAGAUCAGAGCCCUUUCCACGGGGUGAGGUUAUCAAAAGCCAGGCGGCAACUCCCUUACUCUCCUUACAGGGGAGUAAGGGAGCAGGUUAAGAGCCCUAGUGCUGUUAGUGAUGUGUUAAGAAAUUAGUUAGUGAUGUGUAAAGAAAUAAUAAUCACUACACGCCUGUUCCCCGAUAUUGACUUUUUUCUUGCUUAGAGUUCUACACUGCAGAAGGGGCUGAAGUCAACAUGGCAUUUGGGGGGCUGCGAGGGAAGGGAGUGAAAAAGAAGGACCCUCCGAUCGAGAGAGAUCUCUACCUUUCGCUGGAGGACUUGUUCUACGGAUGCACCAAAAAAAUCAAGAUUUCUCGCAGGGUAAGGAAAGGAACUCCUUAGGUGCUUCUUUCCUUAACAUCUGAUGGGAGGGUGUUCCACAGGGCGGGUGCCACUACCGAGAAGGCCCUCUGCCUGGUUCCCUGUAACCUCACUUCUUGCAGGGAGGGAACCGCCAGAAGGCCCUCGGCGCUGGACCUCAGUGUCCGGGCUGAACGAUGGGGGGUGGAGACGCUCCUUCAGGUCUACUGGGCCUUUGUGGCGGUUUAGGGCUUUCAAAGUCAGCACCAACACUUUGAAUUGUGCUUGGAAACGUACUGGGAGCCAAUGUAGGUCUUUCAGGACUGGUGUUACAGUGGUACCUCGGGUUACAUACGCUUCAGGUUACAGACUCCGCUAACCCAGAAAUAGUGCUUCAGGUUAAGAACUUUGCUUCAGGAUGAGAACAGAAAUCGUGCUCCAGCAGUGCGGCAGCAGCAGGAGGCCCCAUUAGCUAAAGUGGUGCUUCAGGUUAAGAACAGUUUCAGGUUAAGAACGGAUCUCCAGAACAAAUUAAGUACUUAAUCCGAGGUACCACUGUAUAUGGUCUCGGCGGCCACUCACCCAGGGACUUCCACGACUCCUCUCUAAACCCUUCAGGUCAUGAAUGACGACGGCCACGCUUCCACCAUCAAAGACAAGAUCUUGACCAUCGAUGUGCGCCCAGGGUGGAAACAAGGAACCAGGAUCACCUUUCAAGAGGAGGGAGACCAGGUAAUGCCACCUUGGGAGUGAGGGAGGAGAGAGAGGCUGCUUAAAUCUUGGAGAGCCCCUGCCCACGAUUGCAUCUCAAUAUUUGCUGUUACGAGGAGAAUGAUUCCGACUCAAGGGUUACCUCACCCGGCCCUGUGCUAAAGUUAGUCCCCACGAAACUGGAGAGGUACCGUAUUUUUCGCUCCAUAAGAUACACUUUUUUCUUCCUAAAAAGUAAGGGGAAAUGUCUGUGCAUCUUCUGGAGCGAAUGCGUGGUCCCUGGAGCCGAAUUGCCCAGGGGAGAAAAGCAGAUGAUGCUUUCUUUUUUUGAAAGAGGGAAGGGGGUGUUGAAACAAAGCUGCUGAUUGUUUGCUGAUCGGGGAGAGAGAUAAGGGAGGCUAGCAAUAAAGGAGGCUGCCUGGGAGGGGGGAGGUAAAGACAGUGAACUUGCAAGGAGAGGAGACAGGAAGACUAAAGCAGUGAGGAGAGAAAUUAGAAGAAAAGGAGGAGCAAAAAACUACUCCAGCUAAGGAAAAGACACUAAGGCAAACAAGAGGGAAGGGAGUGUUGAAAGGAAACAGCUGAUCGGCAAGCGAUUGGGAGGGAGAUAAGGGACGCUAGAGAUAAAGGAGGCUGCCUGGGAGGGGGGAGGUAAAAGCCCAUGGAUCCUCAGGAUUUUUACAUUGGGUCACCCCAAAUUCACCAUCAGAUCACAUAACAUGUCCAUGGCUACAGCCUGCACCAAAAAAAAUCACACACCCACUGUUUCGUGGGGCGCAAAAACGUGGUUACAAAGCACGGAUCCACAUGGAUUCUCAGGAUUUUUGCAUUGGGCUACCCCAAACUCACCGUCAGAUCACAUGUCUGUGGCCAGAGCAUGAACCACAAAAAUCAUACAUCCACUGUUUCGUUCAGAAUAUUUUAUUUCUUGUUUUCCUCUUCUAAAAACUUCUCACAGGGCUUGCUUCCGGGCAGGGGCAGCGCUCCUGCCCCCAGCCUCAAUAGCUGUAGCAUGAGCAGUUUUUCUCCGGACUGCAGCCACGGGUUUUAUAACGUCAGGCUGAAAUCCAACCGGUAUAGCACUUGGUUGCUUUGGGGGUGGGGAGGUGGGACCGGGCUUGCCCCUGUGUGGGCACACUUCCCACCUUGCGGUGGGCAAAGGGGUCAGUGGGUCCUACUUUCUGCCCUCCCUGCAAAUGCCGGGGACAACCAUUGGGUCUGUACCCCACACGCCCUUUGGGCUUCUUCCUGCGUUUCGUUCCAGGGCCCAAACAUCAUCCCGGCAGACAUCAUCUUCAUCGUCAAGGAGAAGAUCCAUCCCAGGUUUAAAAGAGAAGACGAUAACCUGAUCUAUGUGGCCCCACUCCCUCUGGGGAAGGUAAGGAAGGCAUUCUGGGAGCAAACCAGCCCUCUUUUCCUCCCCAGGUUGACUAAUAAUGCCCCUUCCACUUACUAUAUGUUACUGGGGAGUCUAGCAGACUAACCCUCUUCUCAGGAUCCCUCCUGAGCUAACGGAAGACUGCCUAGCAGAGACUCGCAGAGAGGGGCAGCGGGCAGCCUCUUCUGAAGGCCGACACCUCGGCUCCAGCCUCGAUUUCCUUUCUUUCUCACCAGUGAGCUCUGGCAGCUUGAGAACGAAAUGUCUCACGGGGGAAUUUCAGUGCCGUAUUUGAAGAGCACAGAUAGAAUUGAAUUCCCGCAGCCUGCCUGCAUGGAGGGAAGCGCUAGGGGGGGCCAGAAGUGCGUGUCCCUUCCUGCCUUUGUUGACGUUGCCAAUCCUCUUCCAUCCGCAUGCUCAGUGUCACUGCAGAGCCCAUUCAUUCUUAGGAUUGUAGCCGCCACCCCUCCAAGGAGGCCUCCUGUCGCUUCUCUGUGUGAAGCCCCGUUCUGCUUCCAGAGGCAGGCCCAGCACUCACGCAGGGAGAGGGAGUAAGGACUCCUCCACAGAGCCAGCCGUCCUCAAAAUGCUGAACGUAAGCCGAGAGCCAAGCUUCUCUGUACGCAGGAGUCAAAGUGUGACUCCGCUACAAUACAAUAAUCUUUAUUGUCAUUGUCCCAUACAGAACAACGAAAUUGAAAAUAUCUACAUCAGACAUUUAAAAACCACCAAGCCUGCUACCCCAGCCUGGUUAGCCCCCUAAAAACUCUGAUACCCCAUAAUUAAAUACAAUAUACUCCCAUAGAGACUACCUUAAGUAAACCAUUAGGUCCAGUCGUGGCCGACUCUGGGGUUGCGGUGCUCAUCUCGCUUUAUUGGCUGAGGGAGCUGGCGUACAGCUUCUGGGUCAUGUGGCCAGCAUGACUAAGCUGCUUCUGGCGAACCAGAGCAGCGCACGGAAACACUGUUUACCUUCCCGCCAGAGUGGUACCUAUUGAUCUACUUGCACUUUGAUGUGCUUUCGAACUGCUAGGUUGGCAGGAGCUGGGACUGAGCAACUGGAGCUCACCCCAUCGCGGGGAUUCGAACCGCCAACCUUCUGAUCGGCAAGCCCUAGGCUCUGUGGUUUAACCUACAGCGCCACCCGCAGCCUUAAGACUACCUUACACUGUGUUUAAAACCAAAAUCGCAUUUGGAUAGAAACUUGUUUCUCAGGCGGCUAGUCCUUUAUAACCCUGGACCUUCUUCCAGAAGGCAGAAGCUGAAAGAGAUCAUUUCCGGGGUGCGCACUAUCCUGCGCUAUCUCUGCAGCUUUCUUAUGGCACCUGGCAGCAUAGAUUUGGUCCAAGGUGGGAAGAGUGCACCCAAUUAUUCUCCCCGCAGUCUUUACAACCCUGGACAGCAUUGUGUUUUCCCUGACCACACAUACAGGAGACUCCAAUUGUAAUUCAGAAAUUAAGCAUGCCUCAGCUGCCCAAAAUUUAGGCUCCCUUAACCUUGGUAUUCUGUGAACCAUCCUGAGAUCUUACGAUGAAAGGCAAUAUUUAGAUCUAAUAAAUAUUGCCUGCUCUCAGCCUCCAGCACUUUGCUUUGCAGGCUCUGACCGGGUGCACCGUGGAUGUGAGGACCCUUGACGAAAGGCUGCUCAACAUCCCUCUCAAUGACAUCGUACAGUAAGUGCCUGCAGCCCACAGUCCUUAUCCCAGGAAUCCUAAGAGUUGUAGAGCUGGAAUCCAGAAUGCGGCAGCUAGACUGGUGACUGGGAGCAACCGCGAAGACCACAUAACACCAGUCCUUAGAGACCUGCAUUAGUUCCCAGUACGUUUCCGAGCACAAUUCAAAGUGUUGGCGCUGACCUUGAAAGCCCUAAAACGGCCUUGUCCUUGUAUACCUGAAGGAGCGUCUUCACCCCCAUCGUUCAGCCCGGACACGGAGGUCCAGCGCUGAGGGCCUUCUGGUGGUUCCCUCCCUGCGAGAAGCCAAGUUACAGGGAACCAGGCAGAGGGCCUUCUCAGUGGUGGCACCCGCCCUGUGGAACGCCCUCCCACCAGAUGUCAAGGAAAUAAACAACUAUCUUACUUUUAAAAGACAUCUGAAGGCAGCCCUGUUUAGGGAAGCUUUUAAUGUUUGAUUCUAUUUUUAACAACAGCAACAACAAUUUAUUAUAUAUACCCCGCCCAUCUGGCUGGGCUUCCCCAGCCACUCUGGGCAGCUUCCAUCAAAAUAUUAAAAUACAGUAAUGCAUCAAACAUUAAAAGCUUCCCUAAACAGGGCUGCCUUCAGAUGUCUUCUAAAAGUCUGGUAUUCUGUUGGGAGCCGCCCAGAGUGGCAGGGGAAGCCCAGCCAGAUGUGUGGGGUAUAAAUAAUAAAUUAUUAUUAUUAUUAUUAUUAUUAAGCACCCAGUUCGAAUGCAGAAGGCCCUAGGUUCAAUCCCCUGUGGUGUCUCCCCUUUUCUAUCCCCCCCAGCCACUGAAUCUGACUAAGGCCUCUCUUUUCCCUUCAGCCCCAAGUACUUCAAGGUGGUGCCAGGAGAGGGGAUGCCCCUGGCCAGCGACCCCACCUGCAAGGGGGACCUCAUCAUGUACUUUGACAUCCUCUUCCCCCAAAGGCUCACCCCGGCCAAGAAGGAGAUGCUGAGACACGCCCUCCUCACCUGAGCAACGCCCCCCCCCGAAAGCCCAUCCCUUUGCUCCUUUCCUUGACCCCCUUUUCUUCAAAGAAAUAAAAGCUGACUAUUUUUGCCAG